AUGUCAGCGGUUAACUUGUGUCAAGAACUUAAUUGCCGCAAUGUUCAAAAUGCCAUUUGUUUACAUUGUACUAAGCGUUUGUGUAUCAAUCAUAUCAAACAACAUGCCGAACAUUUGCUCGAUGAAGCUAAUUCCCUAUGCGAUCAGUUGAACGAGUUAACUGAGUACAUUGCAGUCAGAUCUACAGAUACUGGGAAAGCAGCUGUUCUGGAACAGUUACACAAUUGGCGGAUAACGAUGAUUGACGAAGUUGAAAAGUUGUACAUGGAAAAGUUGCAAUAUGUUGAACAACAUGACACGUUACUGUGUGACAAACUAAAUCAGUUUCAUCAAUCUCUAGAUCAACGUCUUGCACACAUACGCAUACCACUCGAACAUUUACACGCAAAACAAACAACAAAUCAAGAUGAAUUAAAUCAUAUAAGACAAAAUAUAAGUCGCUUAGAAGCUGAAAUAGAUGCAUUACAAUGGCAGAUUGAUGUUUCGACCAAUAGGAUAGACCUAAAUCGAACAAUGUUUGUUACAUCGAAGCAAAGUACCAAGAUGAUGACCAAUAUACAGUCCAUGGCAUCUUCCGUUAAUUCCAAUCAGAUCCAUAAUAGUCCUAUACCACCAUCACAAAAUAACCCUCGCCAUUCUUCGAUAUACAAUAAUACUUCAUGUUUUGCAAAAACAAACGCGGGCUAUGCACCUAAUCAAGUUCCACUUAUUGCACACAAUUCUACUACGCCACCAAGUGAAAAAUUAGUUUUUCCAACUGAACCAUUUCUACCAAACCCACCAAAAAACAUUGUAUCAAUCACUACCGCAAAAUCUGAUAAAUCUCCUCCAGUUAUUCAGUCUAAACAAAGUGCAGCUGAUACUGCAUCAAAGACCAUCAAUACGUCUUCGGAGAUACUAACGUCAUCCAAUUGUACAGUACAAAAACCCUUGCUCAAAGAGCUUGAACAUCAAAUGCCAUUAUUGAGGAAAGUUUUAUCUGCCAAUAUUGAAAACGAAUUUCAAGCAUUGUAUGGAAUUCAGCUGUUUUGUACGACAUCAGUCAAGUUAACGGUUUCGAGAACAACUUUUACUCGAUGGUUAGACAGGCUUAACACGGUUGAUUUACUGUUUCAAACAUUUUAUGACUAUGGAUGUAUUAGACGAGAAGUAUUUGUUCAAUGGCGUGACUGCCCAAAUGGAGACGAACUUCAUGGACAUGACUCAGUAGCUAAAAACACAACAAAUUUUUUCCACAAACUUGCUAUGCCUGCUAGCAAUUACGCAUCAGCAAUGGAAGAAGUACUAGUACAUGAAGAAGUAGUAUAUGAAGAAGGAAGAAGUACAGGAAUGGAAGAAGUAGAUUAG
This is a messenger RNA of Didymodactylos carnosus, 1347 nucleotides long. NCBI's taxonomy places the organism in Eukaryota, Metazoa, Rotifera, Eurotatoria, Philodinida, Philodinidae. The record is from the annotation of a GenBank genome assembly.